UCUCAACUUUUUUACCUCUUUCUUUACUCUGGGGCUGCCAAUCCCUAUCCCUAUCCUAUCCUUUCCCUCACCCUACCUUACCUACCCUCUCUAGGCUGUCCUAUUCUAGGUGCUCUAAUCCUACCUGAGGAUAUCAAUCCUUUUCUUCUUUCACAGUCUGUGUCCCACUUGCACUUACACUUACACCUGGGUCUUGCUUCCAUGCUUUGACCUUAGUUGGACUGAUUUUCCUUCACCCAAACCAAACCAAAAAAUCCACAUCCCACAUCCACAUCCACUUUCACUUGCACAUCCACAUCCAUCCUCCUUCUUAUUUGAACCUUUCCCACUGCCGUCACCGCAAAACUCCCCUCCUUCUGACCUUUCUCGUUCCCGUUAGAUGGCCACUCUGUCGCAACACCAAAGGCCCACGGUUCACUCUGCCUCUCCUUCUGAUACACCACUCGCACUAGACCACGACCAGGACCAGGAUACAACCACGAACACACCACGCUCUUCUAUUUCGGAUCGUUCGCCUCUUCCUACACCUCUGCCUCUUCCACUACCACCAGCACACAUUAACACCUCCGCUACCUCCGGUAAUUCUUUAACCUCAACUUCAACUUCAAAUACAAACCAGCCGGCCUACGUCCCUUAUCAUCCGCAGCAUAGCCAUCAUCGCCAUACGGCUUCCUCAGUUUCGAGAUUGAACAACCGUUCUUCGACUAGCCUCUUUGCCCUGGCCGCUUCAGCUUUUGAUCGCACACAAAACGCCAUUGCUGCUAUUUCAGAGCCAGCUAUUCGACCUCGACAGUCUUCUGGUGCUCUUUCAAGACUCUCUUUGCUCACGAGCUCCUCGCCCUCGUCGGAACCCUCUAGUCCGGACAAGUACCACCGUCUACGAAGUUCCUCAAACCAAUCGCUUUCCUCGGGUGCAUAUCUGGACAGCAAGGUCGCUCCCCAGACUCUGCAGGCGAACAACCCGCCGUCCCAGCCUUACACGUCCACAGACCCGAACCUCCCGCCCCCCAUCAAGUCCUCCACAGCAAACAAGAUGCAUCAGACAUCCUCGCGCUUGUUGCGCAUGACGGACGAUGACCGUCCAUUCACAAAGGAUUUCAAGGAUCUCUUCUCAACUCUUGUUGUCAGUUUGCUGCCGCUCUCAGCCCACCGUGUCCGAUUGACCAAGGUUGAGUACACUUUUCUGUCCGAGGAUGCCAUCAACAACCUGGGCUCCCUAAAGUUCUCUCAAUCCAACCGUAUGCCAGACCCCAAGGAUCCUUCUCGUAUCGUCACAACCACCACAACCACAACCUUCUCCAUGGCUAAGGACAUGGCCCGUUCUAUCUGUCAACGAUUUCUGGAGGCUCGCUUUAUCGAAUCGGCAGACGGCAAAUAUCAGCAGGUUUACACGAUGAAGGGCUCUGUUUGGCAAUUAACUCCCAAGGGUAUCACUGUUCUGGAUAGAUUCUGCGCUAGGAACGGCAUUCAACAGAAGCAAGUGUCGGAAUUGGCUAACCUCGCCUCCACCCAGUUGGUGCUGUUGGAGCGAGACCCACAGACUGAUAAGCUUCUUCACGACCAAGGAACAAUCGAGGUCAUCUUCCGCCGCUUUGCUGGCUCCGAGGGCCGCAACAUCAAGACUACCGUUAACGCCGCCGAUUCGGACUCGCUGCAUGACUACCGAGAUGGCCUUACUGGAGUGAAGAUGGCUGCCGAGCGCAAGGUGAAUGGGAAGACAUAUCGUGACACCUUCACUGGUAAGGCUGCCACUGACUGGCUCAUGGACUGCUCAACCAUCGUGGACAAGCGAGAGACUGUUGAGGUGGCAACUCUAUUCGUUGAGUACGAAUUAAUGGAGCCCGUGGCCCAGGACCGUGCUUAUAUGUCGCAAAACCCUGGAUGCAACCUGUUCCAACCCACCAAAUACGCCAUUUACCAGCUGUCGCAACGCGGUAAGGAUCUUGUUAGUGGUGCUGCCUCUCGGGGCCGACCUUCGGAGAGCGAAGGCGGCACCGCAUCUCAGCGAAACGGCAUCACUAGGGACUCCAACACCCAGCGACUGGAUAAGAUUCUCAACGACCCCGCGCUACGUCUCCUCUUCCGGGAGCAACUGCGAGAUACUCACUGCGAAGAAAACUUGUCCUUCUACCAAGAUGUUGACGAGUUUGUGCGUAGCUGCAAGGCUGCCACAAGAGCAGCUCAAAAGUCGCCCAACACUAAUGCCAUGGACGGAAUCAAGGAGAUUAUGGCCUCGGCAUAUGGUAUCUACAACGCUUUCCUGGCCCCAGGAUCGCCUUGCGAACUCAACAUUGACCACCAACUGCGCAACAACCUGGCAACUCGCAUGACCAAGGCUGUUGGACAGGAUGUGGCUAUGAUUGACACGCUGCAAGAGGUGACGUCGCUGUUUGAGGACGCUCAAAACGCAGUGUUCAAGCUGAUGGCUAGUGUAAGUUUUGACUAAAACCCGCCCCUCCAGCCUCCAAUUCCGUUCUCGGACAUGCCGAUCAGAGCGAUGAUGUGCAGGAUAACAGAUGCUAACAAGAAAAAAUAGGACUCGGUACCAAAAUUCCUUCGCAGCCCCAAGUACGAGCAGCAAUUGCGAAACUACGAGUUUGACGUGGUCGGCCGAGGACCUGAGCGAAGCCAAAGCAGAUCAAACCGAAAGUGAUGAUCUCCAAGGGAUCUGACCUCAGACUGCACUAGGAAGGGCUGGCACUUGGCUAAUGGCUAGCUACUGGCUAGGCUUGAAAGGAAAGGAAAUGAAAGCCUAAUCCAGAAGCGAGCCGCCAUGACCAGAAAAAGACGCCUUCCUCGCAACGCUUGAGUGCAGUACCUACAGUGACGUGAGCAAGCAUUCACAUCCAUCAUCUGCCUCAUUUUUAAACGAACGAGUCAUUUGCAUAGAGACGUUUGACAGAUUUGGCUACCCGAGCGUUUGCCACCAUCAAAACGAUACCACCUAGAGCCAUACCUUCCAAGCAUUAUCGGUGUUAUUUGGGUUUUCCGAGCUAUUUUAUUUUUUUGCCUUUUGUUGUAUUUUAUUUGUCGCCUCGGCUUCCUUGUUCCAAGGCUAGCGCUAUGGGGUCAUGGCUAUACUAUGCUAUGCCAAAGUCUCCGCCUCCCGGCCCGGCUCUACCUUUCCGACAACGGUCUCUUAUUUAAGUUCGGAUGCCUCCGAUCUUACUCGGCCGGUUCCUAGUUUCGGUCCCUAUUUUGCUCAUCGAUUAUGGACCUCGAUGAAAAAAAUUUCUUUUACGGGACUAGAUCGCGUUCGGGUCGGCCGCCGAUAUAUGGUCGGGAGAUAUGAGGUCUCGGCAUCGCCAAGCGAGGCAUGGGAGCAUAUGGUAGAAGUGAUAUUACAGCCAUGUGAUGUCUAUCGCCUACCUACCUAUGUCGAGUACUUGGUUGAAUCGAGAAGCGCUGCAUUGGGUUUCGAAGACUGAGUUUCCGAAUCAUGACUAUGGAUAUAUGAUGGACUUGAGUGUGCGAUCGAUCGAUUGAUUUGUACAGCGCGAAGAAUGGUUUUUGUUUUUCGACGACCAAAACUCACGGCAUCUAUGUUCUUGUUAGCUUUGUUGUUUGUGUUCUUCUCUUCUCUUUCUUUCUACCUCUGGGAGGGGAGGGUCCUAUUUCUUCUCUACCUCUCUCUCUCUCACUUUGUCUCUACUCAUUUAUCAUGCUACGAACGGGGCCACGUCGAGGAACCGAAAGUAAUGCAUUGCAUUGGAAGGAGUCGGGUACAUUUUACCAAACAUUACACGGCGGGCCAGCGCUGAAAGACAAUUGUACAUAGAAAAAAAGAAAUCUGAGCAGUCUCUCCGAUGGAUUUUGUCCGGAGGAAUAAAGAUCAAGAGAUGAAUCGAGUCAAGCAUGAUCUGAAUAUCUCGUGAAUCAUGAGUUUGUGCUUGUAACUGGUAUGGAUAGUGAAGAGUUUGUAUAAUAGACCACAAUAGAGAGAUCGGCUAAAGAACUUGAGGAAUGUGUAGCCAUAAUUCAGAUACACCAAAGAAUGUUGUGUCUGUUUCUGAUAAGAAUUGC
Messenger RNA from Fusarium odoratissimum NRRL 54006, 4023 nucleotides. RefSeq lists its product as uncharacterized. Gene Ontology annotation, biological process: intracellular signal transduction. Lineage: Eukaryota; Fungi; Ascomycota; Sordariomycetes; Hypocreales; Nectriaceae. The record is from RefSeq and is a predicted model, not a curated record. The coding region runs from base 380 to 2446 and encodes 688 amino acids. The transcript has 2 exons.